Messenger RNA from Lynx canadensis (Canada lynx), 1197 nucleotides. RefSeq names its product spliceosome-associated protein CWC27 homolog. Gene Ontology annotation, molecular function: peptidyl-prolyl cis-trans isomerase activity. The coding region runs from base 199 to 1173 and encodes 324 amino acids. The record is from RefSeq and is a predicted model, not a curated record. Gene Ontology annotation, cellular component: catalytic step 2 spliceosome. NCBI's taxonomy places the organism in Eukaryota, Metazoa, Chordata, Mammalia, Carnivora, Felidae. The transcript has 14 exons. Gene Ontology annotation, biological process: protein folding; protein peptidyl-prolyl isomerization.
GCAACAUGGCGGCGUCCGUGAGGGACUAGUUUUGGGAAAAGGUAGUGCUUGGUGCCGCUCAUUUUGGGACAUUGACAAACUGGAGCUUUCUGCGACCAUCCGAUUGAAGGAAGCGUGCCACUGAUAGGUGGACUGCUUUAGUGAUCGGCUCUCCGUUCUCACUCCCAAUUAGGAGCGGAGCCCUGAGCACUGAGCAGCAUGAGCAACAUCUACAUCCAGGAGCCUCCCACGAAUGGGAAGGUUUUAUUGAAAACUACAGCUGGAGAUAUUGACAUAGAGUUGUGGUCAAAAGAAGCUCCCAAAGCUUGCAGAAAUUUCAUUCAGCUUUGUUUGGAAGCAUAUUAUGACAACACCAUUUUUCAUAGAGUUGUACCUGGUUUCAUAGUCCAAGGGGGAGAUCCUACUGGCACAGGGACUGGUGGAGAAUCUAUCUAUGGAGCCCCAUUCAAGGAUGAAUUCCACUCACGGUUACGUUUUAAUCGGAGAGGGCUGGUUGCCAUGGCAAAUGCUGGUCCUCAUGAUAAUGGCAGCCAAUUCUUCUUUACACUGGGUCGAGCAGAUGAACUUAACAAUAAGCACACCAUUUUUGGAAAGGUUACAGGGGAUACGGUAUAUAACAUGCUACGGCUAACAGAAGUAGACGUUGAUGAGGAAGAAAGACCACGCAAUCCACAUAAAAUAAGAAGUUGUGAGGUUUUGUUUAAUCCUUUUGAUGACAUCAUUCCCAGAGAAAUAAAAAAGCCAAAAAAAGAGAAACCAGAGGAGGAAGUAAAGAAAUUGAAGCCCAAAGGCACAAAAAAUUUUAGUUUACUUUCAUUUGGAGAGGAAGCUGAAGAAGAAGAGGAGGAAGUAAAUCGAGUUAGUCAGAGCAUGAAGGGAAAAAGCAAAAGUAGUCAUGACUUGCUUAAGGAUGAUCCCCAUCUCAGUUCUGUGCCAGCUGUUGGAAGCGAAAAAGGUGAUGCAGCAGGAGAUUCAGCUAAUGAUGGAGAAUAUGAAGGUGCAGAGCAUGAUGAAUAUAUUGAUGGUGAUGGGAAGAACCUGAUGAGAGAAAGGAUUGCAAAAAAAUUAAAAAAGGACACCGGUGCAAAUGUGAAGUCCACUGGAGAGGGAGAAGUGAAGAAGUUAGUUACCUGCAGGUUACAGGGGAUACGGUAUAUAACAUGCUACGGCUAACAGAAGUAGACGUUGAUGAGGAAG